AUGCUCAUCUCCAACAUCUUCACCACUGUCAUCACCGCCUGCGCCGUCCUGGGUUCCGCCGCCUCUGCCGCCGACUUCAAGCUCAAGAAGAGCGGCAAGGCCAACUGCUCCAGCCAGGAAGGCCCAGCACGUGAUUACAACCGCGGCGCCUGCCACCCGUUGUACAGCACCGACCAUGGCAUGAGGAUCCUCGAGCACAACACCGCUUGCAAGAUUCGAUGCUACCCGGGCGGAAACUGUGACGGGAACGUGGUCAGGGCCUUCAGCUCCCACCAGUGCCACUCGCUGCAGGGAUGCUGGUCCUUCAGAGUUGAGUGCUAG
Messenger RNA from Colletotrichum graminicola M1.001, 321 nucleotides. RefSeq lists its product as uncharacterized. The coding region runs from base 1 to 321 and encodes 106 amino acids. The transcript has 2 exons. Lineage: Eukaryota; Fungi; Ascomycota; Sordariomycetes; Glomerellales; Glomerellaceae. The record is from RefSeq and is a predicted model, not a curated record.